This is a messenger RNA of Truncatella angustata, 1206 nucleotides long. RefSeq lists its product as uncharacterized. The record is from RefSeq and is a predicted model, not a curated record. Lineage: Eukaryota; Fungi; Ascomycota; Sordariomycetes; Amphisphaeriales; Sporocadaceae. Bases 1 to 1206 code for a protein of 401 amino acids. The transcript has 3 exons.
AUGACUACCCAAGAGAAGAAAAGCUCUACCACUGCUGGAGAGGAGCAACCGCUACCAAAUGAUCGCACAGUCGUGUUGCUCAAGGCACCUACUAUCAUGAACGACGAGAGCGUAAAGGAGAGGUUGGAAGAUUUCUGGAGCGCUACCUUUCGUAGACCCUAUCAUCCUCGCCUAUGGACUUCAAGGGAACUUGAUGUUCAGGAACAAGCCUCGAGGCUCUACGACGAGGGAAAGCCUCUCUGGACCCGGGAAAUGCUGCUCGACGCCGAGAAGCAAGCGGCAUCAUAUCCUUUGGAGGUAAUUAUCCAUGGAAUCGACGGGGUGGAGCGGACGGCAGCUACUAGGUAUCCGGGACAAAUUAAGCCAAAGAAAUUUGUUGUCGGUUUCCAUGGCUACCGAAGUCUCAUCAAGCCCUACGCCACUUGGGCCCCAACAUUUGCAUUCGAAACCUAUCACUUUCUUGGCUAUGGAUCGUGUAACCAAGACUGUGAGAAGGAGGGCUCUCCGGAGUUCGUUCAAAGACUGUCAAACGCAUUCAGAUGUCGCACCAAGGAGUUCGAGCAGAGCAAGAUGUACGAGUUUUUGAAACAAUUCGUUGCGGAGACUACCGUUCUCGAGAAAGUUGACAAGAUGAUCUGUUUUGGCUUGGGCGACCUGGACAUGGAGAUGGAUGAUACACCAGAUGCGUCAGAGGAGUUUUUUUGCCGUCUGGAUCAGCACAUCUUUGCAAGAAGCCUCGUACUGCUCAUAGAGGAGAAGCACAAGAGACAGGUCCGUCUGUUCGCACAGGAUCCGCUGUACCUAGACAUUGACAAGACCGUACUGGGUGAAAACGGCUUCGAAGUCGUGGGCGAUUAUGGAGCCGCCGGUUUCACCCUAAUCGACGACAAGUCAAUCGUAUACAGCAACACUCCUAAUUUCCCGAUGCGCGAGAUCUUGGCAGAGCUGCCACGCCCUGUAAUCUACAUAGGAGAACCAUCCCAGAAAACCCCAGAGGAGAACCAAUACGAAACAUACGAAACCGUCAAAGCCGUAAUUACAUCACCAGAUGGUGCUGUAUAUGGUUGCGAUGACCCAAUGUUGGAUCCCGCAACGCCUCGUACCAGAAUGAUGGCCAAGGAGUAUACGGUACAUGAAAUUCCGAGACCCAAGUGGCCCGGUCUAUUGGGUGGCUCAAUCAGGGGGGCAAUAAUGGUUCGAAAGUAG